Messenger RNA from Hemiscyllium ocellatum (epaulette shark), 873 nucleotides. RefSeq names its product steroidogenic acute regulatory protein-like. Gene Ontology annotation, biological process: intracellular cholesterol transport; steroid biosynthetic process; regulation of steroid biosynthetic process. The transcript is spliced from 7 exons. Lineage: Eukaryota; Metazoa; Chordata; Chondrichthyes; Orectolobiformes; Hemiscylliidae. The record is from RefSeq and is a predicted model, not a curated record. Gene Ontology annotation, cellular component: mitochondrion; mitochondrial intermembrane space. The coding region runs from base 1 to 873 and encodes 290 amino acids. Gene Ontology annotation, molecular function: cholesterol binding; cholesterol transfer activity.
AUGUUACCAGCAACAUUCAAAUUGUGCUGUGGAAUCUCACAUCAGCAUUUCAGGAACAUGACAGGAUUGAAGAGAACUGCAGUAGCUGCCGUAGCAUAUGAAAUGAGAAGAAUGAAAAUUAAAGACAAUUUUCUGUCAGGAACCUGGGAUUCUCUAGUCCAGAAAAAAAAACCUCACGCAGCUCUCAAGGUCGAAGAUGAAAGAUCGGAAAUAAAACGGACUCUCAGCACAGAAGAACUGUCCUACGUGAAGCAAGGGGAAGACGCUUUACAAAAGGCUCUGGGGAUUUUAAGCCAGGAUGCCGGAUGGACAACAGAAAUCAAAACGGAGAAUGGUGACAAUGUUAUGAGCAAAGUUCUACCUGGAAUUGGAAAAGUCUUCAAAUUGGAGGGUGUGCUGGAUGCAACUACGGAACACGUGUAUCAUGAGCUUUAUGAGAAAGUUGACCAAAUGAGCUCAUGGAAUCCAAGCGUCAAACACUUGCAUGUCUUGCGGAAAAUUGGCAACGAUACCAUGGUCACUUACGAAAUCAUGGGAGACACAGCCGGAAACAUCAUUGGACGGAGAGACUUUGUGAGCGUGAGGCAUUGCUGGAAAGAAGGACCUUGCUGCUACUUGACGGGAAUAGCCACCGAAUCCAAGUGCAUGCCACCACAGAAAGACUUUGUGAGAGGUGAAACUGGAAUUUCGUGUAUUAUCCUACAUCCUGCAGGCGCCAAGAACAAGACACGAUUUACUUGGCUUCUCAGCAUGGACCUGAAGGGCUGGCUGCCAAAAUCCCUCAUCAAUCAGGCAUUGUCACGGGCACAGGUGGAUUUCACAGAACAUUUACGCCAACAACUCUCUUCAAGCUCAUUCUCCAUAUCCUGCUGA